AGAAGAUCAUUGAAAUCCUAUUGUUAUUGCUUUCACUACAAAAAUGAAAAGGAUAGAAGCUGGAGACUGGCCUAUAUUCCUACUAAUGUGAUCCCCAUUACUGAAAAUCUGUUCUACACUACGAUAUAUUGCUCUGAUGUUUUUACAACUAUCUUUUUUGAAGCAGAUAGUUCACAGUGCUCAUUCUAUCGAUACUGGGAAAGAAAAAAAAGAAAGUUUACACUCAAUUUUCAUUACGAAGAUGUAUCACGUCAGGAUCCGUUGCUCAAACCGAAUCACGCCAACGUUAUAGAAGUUCCUGGAUCGUGUAAAAUAAGAGUAGUACCAAAGGCAGCACCCUCUGAUUUCAUAAUAAAAAAUGGACAAUUGGCUAUGGAGAUUCCGUGCGGUCAGAAAUUAAUACAGACACAAAGGGCUUCGACAGGAAAGGAGUUUCGAUCCAAUCCAUUCUUGGGAAAAAAUCAAGACAAAAAAGGAUAUGUCAGUGACCUAGCACGGCAAAGCACUCUCCGAGGGCAUGGAAUGUCUCAUUUUUUGGUAAGAAUCUCCGCAGUAAUGUCUCUGUUAGAUUUUCCGGUCGAAAUACGGGAAAAGUCCAUUCAAUUCUUGAUGGAAAUGGAGUUUUGCAAAUUCUCCCCGGAACUAGAAGAUCAUUUCGAGAUCUUCGAACAUAUUCGAGGGUUCAAUGUCACUAUUGUAACUUCGGCCAACACACAAGAUGAGACUUUACCACCGUGGAGCGGCUUUUUUCAAAAAGAUGAGGGAGAAAGUCAGUAAGAUGUCGGAGAAGCAAAAUAUACGAGAUCACAAACGUAGAUUGCUCGCGGCUAAGUAUGAAUUGAGACGAAAGCUUUAUAAAUUUGUAAAGAUACCGAUCAAUCUAGUGAUAUGCGGGACAAACAACAUUAGAAGUUGUCCAAGUUGCCAAGAAAGAGUUCCUUUGCACUAGUAAGAAACCGAUGUAUUUCCACGGGUCACCCUUGUUCCGUAUAUCAGCUCUUUUCUUUCGAAUUUCUCGUCUCGUUUUUCGUGGAUUAGCAUCUCGAGGUCCUUUGAUGGGGCAUAAAGAAAUCGUCUUGGUAGCAUCAAACCAAUAGAACAAGGGUUAGAUCUGCAGCUGGUCUACAAGCAAGGUAAGUAGGUCCAUGCGACCGGCCCCGGAUGUACCCUUUAGCC
Lactuca sativa (garden lettuce) is the source of this 1176-nucleotide messenger RNA. Its product is annotated as large ribosomal subunit protein uL5m. Gene Ontology annotation, biological process: translation. Gene Ontology annotation, molecular function: structural constituent of ribosome. Gene Ontology annotation, cellular component: ribosome. The record is from RefSeq and is a predicted model, not a curated record. NCBI's taxonomy places the organism in Eukaryota, Viridiplantae, Streptophyta, Magnoliopsida, Asterales, Asteraceae.